Rhincodon typus (whale shark) is the source of this 3201-nucleotide messenger RNA. RefSeq names its product serine/threonine-protein kinase PAK 2. The transcript has 10 exons. The coding region runs from base 233 to 1129 and encodes 298 amino acids. The record is from RefSeq and is a predicted model, not a curated record. Gene Ontology annotation, biological process: regulation of axonogenesis; regulation of MAPK cascade; protein phosphorylation. Gene Ontology annotation, molecular function: ATP binding; protein serine/threonine kinase activity. Lineage: Eukaryota; Metazoa; Chordata; Chondrichthyes; Orectolobiformes; Rhincodontidae. Gene Ontology annotation, cellular component: cytoplasm.
UGUAAAUUUUCGCCUUUAGCACAGUACAAAGAGCACCGAGCCAUCGAGUGUUCAAACAGUCUUAGAGGAGGAUGAUGAUGAGGCUCCACCGCCAGCCAUUGCACCACGGCCAGAUUGCACCAAGUCGGUUUACACGCGGUCUGUGAUUGAUCCAAUUCCACCUCCUGCCAGCAGAGAACCAGAUGGCGAUGGCACUUCAAAAGGGCUGGACAAAACAAAAAAGAAGGCAAAGAUGACAGAUGACGAGAUUAUGGAAAAACUGAGGAGUAUUGUGAGUGUUGGAGAUCCAAAGAAAAAAUACACCAGAUUUGAGAAAAUCGGGCAGGGUGCUUCAGGGACAGUAUUCACGGCCAUUGAUGUAGCAACAGGACAGGAGGUGGCAGUAAAACAGAUCAACCUACAGAAACAGCCAAAGAAAGAGCUAAUUAUCAAUGAGAUUCUAGUAAUGAAGGAACUGAAGAACAGCAACAUUGUCAAUUUCCUGGACAGUUACUUGGUGGGUGAUGAGUUGUGCGUUGUGAUGGAAUAUCUGGCUGGCGGUUCACUGACUGAUGUUGUUACGGAAACUUGUAUGGAUGAAGCACAGAUUGCUGCAGUAUGCAGGGAGUGCUUACAAGCGUUGGAAUUCCUGCACGCAAACCAGGUCAUUCAUCGAGACAUCAAGAGCGAUAAUGUGCUACUGGGCAUGGAUGGAUCUGUAAAACUCACUGACUUUGGGUUCUGUGCCCAGAUCACACCAGAGCAGAGCAAACGCAGCACCAUGGUGGGCACACCUUACUGGAUGGCACCCGAAGUGGUCACCAGGAAAGCCUAUGGCCCCAAGGUUGAUAUCUGGUCAUUGGGGAUCAUGGCCAUUGAGAUGGUGGAAGGCGAGCCCCCUUACCUAAAUGAGAAUCCACUGAGGGCCUUGUAUCUGAUUGCCACUAAUGGCACUCCAGAGCUGCAGAAUCCAGAGAAGCUAUCCUCAAUCUUCCGUGACUUUCUCAACCGCUGUUUGGAGAUGGAUGUGGAAAAACGAGGGUCUGGGAAGGAGUUGCUACAGCAUCCGUUCCUGAAGCUGGCCAAGCCUUUGUCUAGUUUGACACCGCUGAUUCUGGCAGCCAAAGAUGCAAUGAAGAGUAAUCGCUAGGGUCUCCUUCUCUUUACCCCUUGACUCUUUUCUUCCCCUGCCCCACCCCCCUCCUCCCCCAUCUCUCCACAAAUUGGAAUCAAGUAUCAUGGUCUGCGUUGAUAUGGCAGAGUAACUGCGGAAUACCAUAUGGGGCAAUUUCUUGUCCCUGUCACCGGCCAACCGUGCAAGCAAGGUUGAUGCUGCUUUUAUGUAUUUUUCAAGAAAACGUGAUUCAUCUUCUCUCCCUCUACACUUCAGUACUUGAAUAGCAGAUCAAAAGACAAACUUGCUGCCUCUUCUGUGGAAUCUGGACUCUUCCCUCGGAUGCCGUUUCCUCUGCCAGUUGCUUGUCUCUUCUUAUGGACAUUAUGUACUGUACUGGGUGAGCGGGGCUGUGGGAUGUUUGCUUGAUGCCUCUUUUUUUUUUGUAUAUUAUGUAACUGUGGCGGAUUGCGUUGUUAGAAUUCAGGAGAGAAGUAGCUGUCCUUUUUUUUUUAAAAGAAAUGUACUUUUUAUUGUUUGUACUAACAGUCUGGAGUUCUGACUGGUUACUUGCAAUGGCAGGCUCUGGGAUAAUGAGACUGCAGCCUCAUCCACAUUUGUGAUCAGUGUGAUUCUUUUUUUUUUGUUGUUGUUAGCCUUUGAGUGAAUUGCCUUGAUGACUGGUGUGCACCUUCAAAGGAGCAGUAAGAGCUUAUUGAUUAUUUGUUGUGUUUUUUUAAAUUACUGUGGCUUAAAUUGCCCAGGAGUGUUGCUAGAUUCAGGAUUCAGACUUGUAUUAAGACACACUCGACCCAAUUCAUGAUAACGUUGUGAUUUGUUUUGCAAUGGGAACUUCUCCGUCGGCUCCCUGUUUUUGUGUUGUAGUCACAACAGUGCAUUCCCAUUCUCACUUAAAAUGCAUUGUUGAGAUAACAAGGUGUAGAGCUGGAUGAACACAGCAGGCCAAGCAGCAUCAUAGGAGCAGGAAGGCUGACGUUUCCGGCCUAGACCCUUCACCAUCUAGGCCCGAAACGUCAGCCUUGCUGCUUGGCCUGCUGUGUUCAUCCAGCUCUGUACGUUGUUAUCUCAGAUUCUCCAGCAUCUGCAGUUCCUACUAUAUCUAAAAUGCAUUGUUAACUGCUUCACUGAAUCCCAAGUUUCCAGUAAGGUUUCUUCUAAUAAAAUGAGUUGAGUGUUUAGUGUGUGAACUGGCUUGUACACCCUGAGCAGAGUUUUCAGGCAGUAUAACGAAAGAACAGUAUUUUCAUCAGGUAUGCAGGUGCUAAUCAGAAUGGCACAAUCCCAUGACCUUCAGUACUUGAGAAAUGUAUUUAUUUUCAUCACAAAGUUUAUUAGCAUGGAUGUUAGAAAGUGCUGUCUACUUAGAAUCACUGUGUCAAUUCUUCAUGUCUUUGUAGAGUGCAUCCUCUGUGAAUGAGUCAACGGUAUCACCAUACCUAAUCUGUGUAGCAUCUGAUAUCUACACCCUACAUUGGCUAUACUCCACACUUCCACUUCUGUGCCCAUACCUGAACCACUCUGCAUUGCAUCCAACCUACACACGUAGUUGUGCAUUGCAAACCUAUCACUGCACUACACCCUAAGCCACACUGCAGUCACCACGUCAUAUGGUGUUUGUGCACAAUGGCACAAAAAUGAAGUGUAACACUGGGGUACGUGUGGGUAGUAGUAGAUAGUUGGGCACAAAGUGACAGUGUCCACUCACUUGGUUUGAGACUUCUGAACUUGGCCACAAUAAGGUAAUACCUCAGCUGGGGCGAGUGAUACGAGGUGUGCCUGUGAUGUUGCUCUUCCACCUGAGCUUGUGUAGCCGCUGCCUUUUCUGUGUGCACUGCCGUAACCUCAACUGUUCAAUACAUUGUGACAACUGCCAAAUGGAAAGAACCCAACUCACCUAAUGAAUCCAAAGCAGCAUGACUGGUGAAUUCUGUGGCUUGUUACUACAGUAUUAAAAGAAGAAAGUCUAACAAAAGGCUAAACAUUUCUGAAAGUGCCUAACAGUAGAGUCUGAUACAAUUGGGGAUUUGAGGUUUUGGACUCUCUCUUUUUUUCUAAUUAAUACUAAAAAUAAAAUUUUUAGAAAAACA